Molecule: messenger RNA, 963 nt
Organism: Heterocephalus glaber (naked mole-rat)
Lineage: Eukaryota; Metazoa; Chordata; Mammalia; Rodentia; Bathyergidae
Product: olfactory receptor 52H1-like
Biological process (GO): G protein-coupled receptor signaling pathway
Cellular component (GO): plasma membrane
Molecular function (GO): G protein-coupled receptor activity; olfactory receptor activity
Source: RefSeq, a predicted model, not a curated record
AUGACCAUAAUGGCCGCAUUCAACUUGAGCAGCUUCAAUCCAGGCCCCUUUAUCCUACUGGGAAUCCCAGGACUGGAGCAGUUCCACAUCUGGAUCGGGAUUCCCUUGUUUAUUUUCUACCUAGUGGCCCUUGUAGGCAAUAGCGUUCUUCUCUACCUUAUUUUCAUGGAGCGCAGCCUCCACGAGCCCAUGUUCUUUUUCCUCUCCAUGUUGGCUGCUACAGAUCUCAUUCUGUCUAAUACAUCUGUACCAAAAACAUUCAGUAUCUUCUGGUUGGGUAGCCAGGAGAUCACAUUUCCUGGAUGUCUUACUCAAAUGUUUUUUCUCCACUCCAGCUUUGCUAUGGAUUCUGCUAUACUGCUGGCCAUGGCAUUUGAUCGCUAUGUUGCUAUUUGCUUCCCCCUAAGAUAUACCUCUAUUCUCACAUGUCAGAUUAUUAUGAAGAUUAUGAUGGGUAUAAUCAGCAGGAGCUUUUGUAUCAUCUUCCCAUGUGUGUUCCUAUUAAAGCGACUACCAUUCUGCAGAACACUUAUCAUUCCCCACACAUACUGUGAGCACAUAGGUAUUGCCAGGCUUGCCUGUGCAGAUAUUUCCAUCAAUAUCUGGUAUGGCUUUGCGGUGCCUAUAAUGACUGUCACUUCAGAUCUGGUCCUCAUUGGAAUCUCCUAUGUUCUCAUCCUUCGUGCUGUUUUUAAUCUUCCAUCCCAGGAUGCCCGACAGAAAGCCCUCAGCACAUGUGGCUGCCAUGUUUGUGUCAUUCUUAUAUUCUACACACCAGCAAUAUUCUCUGUGCUUGCACAUCGUUUUGGUCACAAUAUUCCUCACUCUUUCCAUAUACUUUUUGCUAACCUUUAUGUGUCCAUCCCUCCAGCAACCAAUCCAAUCAUAUACGGGGUGAAGACCAAGCAGAUUCAGGACAAAAUCAAACUACUCUUCUCCUCUAAAGGGAUGACAAAAGGCUAA